Molecule: messenger RNA, 843 nt
Organism: Triticum turgidum subsp. durum (durum wheat)
Lineage: Eukaryota; Viridiplantae; Streptophyta; Magnoliopsida; Poales; Poaceae
Source: the annotation of a GenBank genome assembly
AUGGCCUUCGUCGGGAUCUUCACCGGGUUCGGCUCCGUCGGCCGCCGCCGCGCGCUCAGGCGGACGUGGCUCCCAUCCGAUCGGCAGGGUCUCCUUCGGUUGGAGGAAGCUACUGGUCUGGCAUUCAGAUUCGUGAUCGGCAAAAGCAAUGACAAGUCUAAGAUGGCAGCUCUUGAAAGAGAGGUUGAAGAAUAUGAUGAUUUUGUGCUUUUAGAUCUCGAGGAGGAGUAUAGCAGGCUUCCAUACAAAACGUUAGCAUUCUUUAAGGCUGCCUAUGCGUUGUUCGAUUCUGAUUUCUAUGUUAAAGCUGAUGAUGACAUUUACUUGAGGCCAGAUAGACUCUCCUUGCUUUUGGCCAAGGAACGUACACAUACACAAACAUACAUUGGAUGCAUGAAGAAGGGGCCUGUUUUUACUGAUCCCAAAUUGAAAUGGUACGAGCCACAGUCCUUCCUACUUGGAUCAGAAUACUUCCUUCAUGCAUAUGGGCCUAUUUAUGCUUUAUCAGCUGAUGUGGUGGCAAGCCUGGUUGCUCUGAGAAACAACAGAUUCCCUCAUGCUGAAAGCAUAUGCCAAAGCGUGAAAGUUAUACCUGACAUGGAUAGGGAGUGUGGUCAUGUCUCUUUCAUCUAUUAUUUUCGAAUGUUCAACAAUGAGGAUGUUACUAUUGGAUCCUGGAUGCUUGCUAUGAACGUCAACCACGAGAACACGCAUGCUCUGUGCGAACCCGAGUGCACAGCGUCCUCAAUUGCUGUCUGGGAUAUUCCAAAAUGCUCAGGUCAUUUCCUUGACUACUCCAGUUUCUAUCUUCAGCCGACUUUACUUCAGUCACAUAUUAUCUGA